AAUGAUGUUCAUAGAGAUGGUGCAAUAGAUUAACACACUAUCAAAAGUGACACUCCAUCUUUAAUCCUCUCAAUCUUCACAAGAAAUCCACUCCCCAUGGCUUCUCUUACAAAUUUGCCUUGCUUUCGUCUAGCUAAUUAGUAUCGCCUAACAAAUUAUCUAAACCAAAACCUAUUGCAAGAAAAUUAUUAGCCAUGUCCAUCCAACAAGCACCGGAGAGAAGUCACAAGAAAUCUUAUCAGAGAUGGAACGACUUGGAAGCUGCGCGAUACUUCUCUGGAGCCAAUGAAGCGUCUAGUCGCCAAAAAAUGGCGAGAUCGGGUGGGAGAAUCAGCCUAGACAUUCCUAUGAUGAGUAGAACAAAAGAUUCGACGUAUCAAGCCCAAACUCAUCAACACAACCAUGCCGUGAUGGAGAAGGCACCAACAAAAGAGAAGAAGCACAAACAACCUAAUUCACCAGGUGGAAGGCUCGCCAGUUUCUUGAAUUCUAUUUUCAGCCAAAAUUCUUCGAAAAAGAAGAAAUCAAAGUCUUGCUCUGGACAAUCCAUCAAAGACGAAGAUCAUGACAGCCAUGAUACGAGGAGGAGAAGGAGAAGCAGCAUAAGUCAUUUUCGGAGUACUAAUAUAUCUUCGUCUGCAGAAAAUUCAAGUUCCGAAUUCAAUUCUAUAAACACUCCAGCGAAAAAUAGUUUCAAGGACUUCAAGAAUUUUCUUGAUCAUCACAAGCCAACACUCCUACUCAAUGUGUCCAAAAACAACUACCCGAUCAAAUCAUCUGGACCACGAAAAGAUCUGCAUCAAAACUACAAUCCGGAGAAAAUCAACACGGAUCACAAUAACACCAGAUUUGACGAGGAGAACUUCAGGUUCAGCACAACCACGACAAACACCAACAACAAUGAAUAUCCUUUCGAGAAAUGCAAGAUCUUUGGCAACGGGUAUCUUGACCACGACAUAAAUCAGUCAUCCGAAAGGAAUUUCAGAAACUUUGUGAACGAGAUGGACGAGGGUGCAGAGAGCGAUUCGAGCUCGGAUCUAUUCGAAUUGCAGAACUUCGAUUUAGGUGGAUGUUAUUCGAGUGGCCUUCCUGUUUACGAGACUACUCAUAUCGAUAGCAUCAAGAGAGGUGCGCCGAUCACUAGCGGUGCUUUAUGAAUAUUUACUUUUCGAGUCUUUACAUUUGUCUUGCACAGAAUCAUCAUGUCCAGAGAUCUGCAAGAGGAGUUUUUUUUUUUUUUUUUUUUUGCUAUCUUAUUUUUGGGCUAAUAUAUGGCCUUGGAUUCGAUUGUCGCAUAAUUUAUUCGAAAAUUUAUAUGUAAGUAGCGUUUGGAAUGUUUGUUUUAUGUCUUUUGCUUCAUCGAUUGUGGAUAAUCUUAUGGAAUGCAAGAACAUUACAAAUACA
Messenger RNA from Daucus carota subsp. sativus, 1404 nucleotides. RefSeq names its product protein BIG GRAIN 1-like E. The coding region runs from base 195 to 1157 and encodes 320 amino acids. Gene Ontology annotation, biological process: auxin-activated signaling pathway. The record is from RefSeq and is a predicted model, not a curated record. The transcript has a single exon. Lineage: Eukaryota; Viridiplantae; Streptophyta; Magnoliopsida; Apiales; Apiaceae.